Aedes albopictus (Asian tiger mosquito) is the source of this 2011-nucleotide messenger RNA. RefSeq lists its product as uncharacterized. Bases 1467 to 1979 code for a protein of 170 amino acids. The record is from RefSeq and is a predicted model, not a curated record. The transcript has 5 exons. NCBI's taxonomy places the organism in Eukaryota, Metazoa, Arthropoda, Insecta, Diptera, Culicidae.
GGAGCCCCUAUCACAAAACUUUUGUUUCCGCUAACCGAUCCGCAUGCCGUCAUUCAACUGGAAGAUUUUGUUCGGAUAGAUCCCAACAUGAGACGCAAAUAUGUAAGUAAUUUGUACCACAACUCACAAUGUUUUACUUCCCUAAAUAGCAAAGUUGUACCGUUUAGGGGAGUAAAAUGUAGUCAAUACUGGAUCAAAUAUCACAAACCAAAAUUGUUUGUUUCAUGACAAAAACGUCCUGUCUGUACUAGAUUGACUUACCCGUGUUGCUGUUUUGUUCCUUUAGAUAAAAUUUCGGCGCCGCAUCAAAACACCACGACAAAGCCUUGAAGAUACGUUUGGUAAAAUCUGCACCGAUUGAGCCAUCUUCCGUCACUUUAACUGGACGUCCAACAAGUCCUCCCAAUCUAUGACGCAGCGAGAAUCACUGCAGCAUUAUUGGAUAUUCACAGACUGUUUGUUUGGUAAGUAUCUCUAUUGGAGCUAGUACUUCAUUUUUAACUCGGAACUGUAAAUUCUUUAUCAUUGUAAAUGGCAAUGAUACUAACAUUGUUCUUACCAUUUCAGAGGCUUGGAGCAGUCACGGAUUUACCAUGGAAACGUUGAAAUCAAAAAUGGCAAGCGUUAUCAAACGAAUCUAUGUUCGCAACAACGUGCGCAAUUUUCGAGCUAGGUCUAAGAUUGUAGAGCUUUGAAGAUUUCUAGGAUAUGAAUAAAUGUAGAAAAACGAUAUUUCCACUUUUGAAACUAAUUCUGAGAUUUGCUUAACAUUAAUCAUUCUAGAGAGUAACUUUUUUCUUAAUUUCAUGGUAUGGAAUCAGCUGAAACGCCCCAGAGAAAUUCACAUCGUGGAGUUACAUCGCAUUCCGCCGCUGAGUUCAUCUUCCCUAUACGUUCUGAGCAAGCUAUAGAAGAGCUUGAAUCUUCCGUUCGAUGUAACGAAAAAUCCAGAAAGCAAUAUAUUAGGUUCCUACGCUCGAAACUGACCGAUGAUCAAACCGUUUUCACCGUGUUUCAACACAUCUUUACCUACCAAUCCCUGGUCGGAUACUGCUGGACGAAGCGCUCCAACUUGGAAAGAAAAUCCAUGAGAGAUUAUGAAAUAUUCACUAGUUGCAUGUUGGAUGCCUGGCAGUGCAAGGGUGUGACGGAGGAAUCCCUAGCCGAGCACAUCCGCCACGUGGUCAGAAAUGUAAAUAUUUCAAAGCGGAAGUUGAAAAGUCGGCUUAAGAAACGAUAUUCUAGUACUUCAUUUAGUAACUGAACCAGAACUGUUUAUUUGGAAGUGUUAGAGAAGCCACACAAUAAAUAUGAUCCUUUCAAAAUAAUUUCCAACGAAGAGAUUGUCAUUGAGAUGCUUUUCAAAUUCUAGUACCACAAUUAUACCAACAAUUUCGAUUUCUUUUGUAUAUCCUCUAGCUAAAAAUAUCGCCAAGUUGCGGAAUCGGUUGCAAAGUCUCAACAAAAUGACCGGCAUGGCGUCGAGUCAAAACGAAAAGAUGCAACUGGAGGUUCAAAUCUGUGAUGUCAACAAGGAACUGCAGGAGUUGCUUAAAACUGCCGAGCAGCAGAAGCAGCGUGCCACCGCCCAUGUUGAUGGUUUCCAUUUUCCGUUGACUUCCAUGGACGAAAUCGAACGAUUGGAGGAAGCCGUUCGGAAGAAUUUCGAUGUGAGGAAGCAAUAUGUACGCUACCUGUCGCUCAAGAAGCCCCCGACGAUGGACGUAACUAACUUUUUCUCGUAUCUCUUCACCGACGAUGCUCUGAUGGGCUACAACUACUCCGGAACCAACAACAUUGGCGAUUCGAAGAUGCCGAUGAGGAACUAUGAAAUUUUCAUUGAUUGUAUGAUAGAAGCAUGGGCUGAUCAUGGAUUGACGCACAUACUGCUCGAGGAGAAGAUCAAACUUGUGGUGAGAAAGCUUACCGCUCGACGUCGCAUGCAGAAGUUUCGGCAGAGAAAAUCAAUGAAAGUUUAAACUUGUUAAAUAAACUUGAAAUGUUCAAAGAA